Molecule: messenger RNA, 1776 nt
Organism: Colletotrichum acutatum
Lineage: Eukaryota; Fungi; Ascomycota; Sordariomycetes; Glomerellales; Glomerellaceae
Product: LysM domain-containing protein
Exons: 2
Coding region: 1-1776 (591 amino acids)
Source: RefSeq, a predicted model, not a curated record
AUGUCUUCUUCGGCCCUCAUGCCAGCACGUCAUGAUGCCGAAGCCCGCCCACGCAACCGGCGCCUCAUCAGCACUGUAGAGGAUUCCUCCAACGCCGGAGGACCCUUGGAUAAGCUGUCGGCUUCCUUCUCUGCCUUGCGUUCACCAAGCCGUGAGCCAAGCCCCAUGCCUUCCAGCCACUUAUCCCGCGAUGCCUCAAAGUCCGGUGGUCGAAGUGCAUCCUCCGCCGCCCGUCGAAACAACACCGCACCAAACUCGGCUAGUUUCCUUGAUACCACAUGGUCGCAAGGCUGGGCUUCUAUCCAAGGGCUUGCUUCGUCCAUCUUGUCUGGCGGAAGUGUCCACGAUGCGGGCUACGAGUCAGAUCACAGGGAAGGGAGACGGACGAACAUCAACCCUUUGAAAAGAGACUACUCUACCCCGCCACGAAAGGCCCCCAAAGACUGGGGUCCAGCGCCGCCCCCCAAUAGUAGGCCUGCGCAGAGAGAUAUUGCGGCGGGCUCUCUCGCAGAAAGAGAUGCUGCUCUCAAGGCGGCCCGGACAGCGAGUGUUUUGGAAAGCCACGAUGGAGUUAACGGAGGCCUUGAUGUCUCGGGCAAGUAUAAGAAGAGAAACUCGGACGAAAUCGCCAGGGACGCACCACAGGAAGAAGAGGUCCAAGAUCAACUGGUGUAUAUUCACCAUGUGCAACCAACUGACACCUAUGCCGGCAUAGUGCUCAAGUACAGGUGCCGCGAAGAUGCAUUCAGAAAGGCAAACGGUCUGUGGUCUAGAGACAUACUGCAGACCUCGGCACAACCACAACAAGUCGACUUCUUCAGUCUGCCUACUCAAAACGGCUCGUCGUCUCGACUAUCCAACAACGAAGACCAGGAAGAGCCUCCUUGGUCUCACGUUCGAUGGGUUACACUGGAUUCUGUUCCAAAACCAGUUGAGAUCGCCCGCGUGUCGAGCAAAACUAUUGGGUACUUCCCUCCACGACGGAAGAAGAGCCUCCGAAGCACCUCAAGCAUAUCGACGCCGAGACACUCUCUCGAUGCCGCGGCUAUAACAGCUGGACUCACAGAGAGUCCUGAGCAAGUCGGUAGGCCAUCAUCGCGACGCCAGAGCAACUUGAGCAGUCGGCCAAACCUACCCGGCACUCCAGGGCGAUCGACUCCGGCAUCAUCAAGAAGCAGAAUGGGUAGCGAUGCGGGUGAUACCCGGCCAGCAUGGAUGAGGAGGCCCGGAGGUGUAGGCUCUUUAGGGCGAAGUGUACGAGCACCUGGCCCGGAGAAAGAUUAUCUGAACUCUUGGGCGAAGAAGCACCUCCCUGGAAUUGCCAUCGACGAGUCUCUGCCAUCGAUUUCCGUCAUGGGAUCCGAGACUGCAAACUUUGGAUUUCGACCGGGUUCCAGCAGCGGCAUUGUGGAAAGUCCUUUUGAUGAGGGACAGGAUCUGUCGGCGACAUCCCGACAAGGCUCUGGCUUAGACCGCGCAGCAGCAUCAGUGGAGACAUGGCUUCGAGGCGCGUUUGCAAAGUCUCCGGGCACGCCUACCUUGGGAUCCCGAAGCCGUCAGCCAGAUGAUCUGGACCUCAUCGAGUUGACCGAUACAAACAGUGAUGAUGGAAGGCUGCCCAUGCCAGCAAGCAGCGGCGGAGUGACCAGCACAGGCUUGCUUGACGCUGCGCCCAUGACGAUUGGCUCUAGUGGGAGGAGUGAUGGAGAGGGGUCCGUCUUGAGACGCGGUUUGAGCAACACUGAAGCAGCAGCAAAGGGCAAAAAGUCGGACUGA